GCCGGCAAGCGAUGCCGCCCGUCGAAUAACUUCGGUAGUCGCUCGAAGACAGCCGAUGGUUCUUUAGUGUUGGGUGUCAGUGACUCGUGAAAAAAAGAAACGUUACGAGAGUGUCCGUGUUCGUCCUGUGGUCCGUUUCUAACGGAGCAAACGUCCUGGAGGAUGGCCACGGUAUCCUGUCGUGCUCUGUACAUCGUCAGAUGGUACAAGAUAUCCCGCGUGAUGACCGUUUCCUCUACCCUGGCCACAACAAAAAGCUAUCGGAAUGAAUUCGUAUCCUGGCAAGUGUACACGCCCAAUCGUAGCACGACCCUGGCCGAACUCCAGUUGCAACAUAACCCCGCGUUGACCCCGUAUCCUGGAUAUUCGCCAGGCUCGCGACGACUGAAGACGUCUUUCCGACGAGUUUAUCUGUGUGGAUCAGCCUCUCUUAUGCCUGAGCAUUCGUAAAACAUCUAUCAGGCUUUAUCUCGCGACAUUAUACACAUACGAUUAAAAGGAACAGAGACACGUGCGUAUGCGACUCGCAGAAGAUACGAAGAUUGUUGUUACAAUAACGAUUAUGCUAAUUUCAGGACGCGAAGCCGUUGAAUCGACUUUCCAAAUAUCUAUACUACAAGUGGAUCUUUCCUAAUAUAUUCAAAAAUCGAUGUUGACAGCGUUCAAGCUGAUACUGGAUAAUCGAUAAAAAAUGCAAUUACGAUGUUCGAAAUUAAAUUCGUGAAAUCAGAAUUUGCUUAGCUAACGUGCAUCGUGCAAUAUAACGUUUCUGGUAUUUGCUGUUCCGAGGAGGACGUGUUAAUUAAACGCAAAUAGCUGAGUUAACGAAAAACAUGAGAAAACAGGAAACGUGGUGUAGAAGAUGGUGGCAUAUCUCCCACAGAAGUCUUUCCCUGACGACGAGCACCUUUGCUCCGAGCUUAAGUCCGAUUCUAGCGAAGGGAAUAGAGGACUCGAGUACUUCGUCAAAGGAAACGAAGAUACCAAGAUUGCCACAGGAUAAAACGGAAAAGAACCUGGUUGUUCGAGAAGAGCAAGACGUUGUUACAGGCGUAACUGUGACGUAUCACCGAGGAUUACCUAAGAUCACGGUACCUCUGCCAUCCAGAAGGGAACAUUGCGUGUUUACCCUGAAACCAGUAACCCAUACGGUGGGAGACUUUAUCAAGAUGUUAAAGAGGGAGGACCGUGGCAUCGAUCGAGCAAACGCAAUGACGCUCGACGGUGUCAGGAUAGGCUCGAGCAACACAAUAGAGACGUUAAUGGAGGAGGACUUUCGAUUGAUCAUAAACGACAACGAAUACAUUGUUUCACCACCGUUGCAUCAUAGGCAGACGAUGGAAAACAUAGAGAAAUUGUCGGACGUGAAGAUGUUGAUCGGGCAACUGUACGAAUCGUUACACGUUCGAGAAUAUUACGCCGAGCUAGAGAAACAAAUAUUGGCCGAGUUGGAAGCCAUCAGACUGGAGCUGGAGCCUUUCGAACAGAAAGUGCAGGAAUUGAAAGCCAUGGCUGGCAGAAGAAAAACAAUUUUCGUAUGGGUUUGUCUAGUCCUGAUGUCGGUUCAGACCAGCGGCCUAGCCAGAUUAACCUGGUGGGAAUACUCGUGGGACAUAAUGGAACCGAUCACGUACUUCGUCACUUACGCCACCACAAUGGGCUGCUUCAUCUAUUUCGUUGUAACGGACCAAGAAUAUAUGCUAUACGACGUAUUGAAUAGACGACAACUAAUUGCUCUUUACAAAAUGGCUAAGCAAGCUGGUUUGGAUAUUAAUCGCUAUAAUCAGUUAAAAGACCGAGCUUACGAAUUAGACAACACCCUGAAGGCGAUCCGUGGACCCUUGUACGAGCACCGAAACCGCGUAGAGCAGAAAAAGAGAGAGAGAUCAAGCUCUAGCAGUUCAAGAUCACCGAGUUCCUCGCCUAGUCCUAGUCCUAGUCCUAGUCCGGAAAGAAGUCUUCCCAAGAAGGGAAUAUUCCCAGAGAGAAACAUGACCAAGAAACCGUUCUAUGAAAAUGCACGGUUGCACAAAGAAACCAAGGACUACUGAUCCCUGAAAGUUAAUGGAUCGGUGGAUCUUCAGUGAUAGAAAUUUCGUUGCAAGUCUCUUUUUUCCUUGUUGAAAAAUAUGCUCUCAGGGUGUUUACCGAAUAACACUUAUUCUUAAAGAAGAAAGUAAGUAAUAUAGACAAGGCAGGAGAAGCAAAAAAUGAUGAAACACGGCCAGUUUCUUUUGCAUGAGAAUACCUGCAGAUGUUCGAAUCGUCGACGAAGUCUUCCAAGUCGUACGACGACACUCCUAACCAACGACUAUGUGUAAAAUAUACAUAUAUUAUCUACCCGAUGCUCAAUGUUGUUCACUGCUGUGCAUUUGGAAGACGUCGAAGCGAGAUGUAUUAUAUAUACCGCAGUUUUCUACAUACUGUCAUUUAUUAAGCGUUAGAGAAUCGAAUACUUAAGGUUUAAUGGAACAUUGCGGAAUCGUAUUUCUUAGCAAUGCCAAUGCACAGAAUGAUUCACUAAAAACAGAAUGCCUAAUUGUCUCUUUUAACGUUAAGAAUAUUGAAAACUAUUCAAAAUUGAAUGGCUGAAUGACUUUAACAGGGUAAGCAUUUUUAAAUUGACAAAGGUCUUUUUUAAUACAGGCCCACGAAUUUUGUUAAAGAACAACCAGUACAAUGAUUGUUUUACAGGAAAGCACGCUGCCCUCCGCAAGUUGAAUUUGUCUUGAAGAAAAUCAUGACUUUUAAUUCCAGUUGACAAAUUAUUAGUAAUAUCAAUUACUUUGAAAAAGAUUACCUUUCGAAAGUACUUUGAUCGCAACUCGGACAAUUAGGUACCUACGUAUUCUUCUUCUAGUGCAUCAUAUUGUGCCUACGUGUGUGUAGUUUGCACACAUAUAUACUUGUAAAACAUGCGGUUGUAUAUGUGAUAAAUUGACGUUUUUAGUUUUAAUUUAAUUGUCUGUCCUCCAAUUCUCGCACAAGUAAGACAAAUCAACGAUCGAGCCGAAGAUUUUAUUUAUAAAUCGACGUUUUCGCUCCCCGCGUGUAUAUCGUAAUAUUAUUUUUUCUACGAGGCGAUAUUGAUAAUGUUGUUACUGUAAAUAUAUCUUCUUUUUUUUUUUUCCUCGCGAAAUCAACGAACCAUUUUAUUUUCAUACAAUGGAUGUGGUACACCGUACUUAACUUUUCUUUCGACAUACAUAUUGUUACAUGUAUUUAUUGUUUCAGGGAAAAAUACGGUGUACAUACUUAUUGACCCCUGACAUGGACAUUAAUUAAUUGCAUCGAUACUUUUUAUCUAGCUUUUCAACUUGAUGCAGAUUUAAUUUAAUACUGACCACAGCGUCCUAACUGCUCCUCGUCGCAAUUAACAAAUAACUUUUACAAAUAUAUUUAACUGUUCUUCGUACGUUCUACCCGAGGCUUUCACGAGGAACAGUAUAAUUAACGCGUCGCUUGAAAACUUUGUGCGUUCGGUGACGUUGCCUCGCCGCUGUUUAUAGCAACAUUUUAGCAUCUAAUGUUUGUAACGAUACUCGCUUUAACUAACACUUUUAUUCCUAUUGACUAUUGGUGGCACACAAAUAAAAAGAUUUGUAAAUUUUGUGCACCGAAAUAAAUAGAAACUUUAGCACCUUUAAAAUUAAACUAAAUGGUACGGUUAACAGUACCGCUACUAUUUAUGAUAUCGUUCACGAAAGUAUUUUAGAAUUAACAUAGACAACUAUUUCUAGACUCUUUAAAAGGCUUUCUCUCGCUUUCGCAAACAUCCCUUAUCCGUCCGCUCGAAUAGUUCGCCAGUGUAUUAACAGAAAUUAUACUAACACUCUGCAUUUCAAAAUACUGCAAGAUUAUGCAUUACCAUUGCAAAAAUUAUCAAUUUCUUUUAUUCGAAGCUUCUUUAUCGUAAGAGUGGCACAACCAAAAAUUUAUCAAUUUUUACACUGGAUUCUUACAAAAUCCUCGGUUGUAUUUUAAUAAACAAAAGAUUUUCAAAUGUGUCCCCGUGAGAAAUGCUCAUUUCUUAUUGGAAUCUGAAAAUUUAAAAACUUUGUCGAGUGCAUCACGAUUAUACUUCCUGACAGCUCUCACUUCAUCGUCUUCUUUUCAACGCUCGUUGUUUCAAGCUCGACUUCCGUUCAAAGUAAUCCAGUGCCAAUGUUCAAGUCGCUGAUUUCUCACUUCGCGAAAAUGAUCUCGAAAUUAUUGUAAAUUAGUUUAAGAUUAAUUGAAAGAAAACCACAGGCGAUACAUAAGAUUUUUCGGGACAGGUGACUUAGAAAAUGGUAACUGAACGGUAAGAAACACGAGGAAACACAAUUAUUUGCGAUCUAAUAAAACUAAAAAAAUUUAUUUUACAAGAUCGUUUCAAGAAAACUAUAUUUUCGAAAAGAAAUAUUAUUUUAUUGUCUUUAGUGGUACGGAAUUAUUAAAAACGAGACGAAUUAAUGGAUUUGUAUAUUGAGGCCUACAAGCAAUUCAAGCUGAAGAAAAUACGAAUUAAUUCUACUCUCCUUUGAAACUGAAUCGUUUCAAGAUCACCAUACGUUGAAACGUCAAGUUUGUUCUUUUAUACACUGGUAUCUUUUUCAAAAAUCACAAAGUGGCCUUCCGAUGACCGUUAAACGAUUUAGAAAAAGAACUUCCUUACUGUUCAGUAACUACAUUAUCCAACGCUUAUGUGAGGACGUUCCACGCGUAUGUAUAUGGCAAAUACUGAAAGAUUCGAUAAAUAAUCCAAAAUAUUGUAAUUAUAACUUGUACGAAAGUAUUCUUUCCCCAAAAACGUGUAUUUCGUCUUCGCGGACAACUGUUCUACCCGACAUAUUUUUGAUGAUUUUUAAAAAAAAUUUCGUAUACACGUUUUUGUAUAUAUACAGAGAUGCAUGAAAUAUUAUAUGUAUAUGUAUACUAAAUGUACAUCUAUGGUUAGUUUUUGUUAUGCCGUUUCCUCGGAAUUUGUAUAAAACCGUCUAUAAUUUCACGAUCUAUGUGUAAUAGACGACACUUAAAAUUCGAUCUGAAUGGCGUUUUACAGUCAUUGUACUUAAUAUUUUUUGUUCUUUGUUUUUAACGCACACGAUAGAAAUCGAAUGAACGAAACAGGAAAACCUGUAUAUACUCCUUUCCGAUUCCAGACGCUACUGGCCGAUUAAAUGUGAAAUAAUUAUGCAUGAAACCGUCACCGUUAUCGAAACAGUUAUUCGCAUUUUCAGUGAUUGUUCGCAUCAAUUUGAUUCAAAUUCUCGUCUUGCUGAUUAUUAACGACACAGAUAAUUGAAAGAUAUUAAAUAAGAAGCUAUAGAAGUUUCGAAUUAACGGUGUUAAUAUCUUAAGUAUAUGCAUGGAUCAUAUACAUAGAUUUUGCAAACGUAAGUUCUUGGAAGCGAACCAAUUUAAAAUAUAGUAAGAGCACGCUUAACGCUUAGGAUGCGUUUUUAAAGGAAAGUGAAACCAGAAAAAUCCUUAUAGAUGGCAUUAUUAUAAAUUUAAAAAGCAUCCGCAAGAACAUUGUCGUGAAUUAACGAAACAGAAAAAGGCCGUCAUAACAAAAUAACAUCGAUUGGGAUCUUACUGUAUCGAUCAUAGUAUGUAUUUGGUUUGAAUCUAAGGUCCGUUCAUCGCAUAUUUAUCAAGUGUACAUAUUAUUCCAGACGAAUGCAUAAAUAUUUAUACAACCUUGCGUUGAGCUGUGAUUUACGUCCAUGUAUCUAAUUAUACAUUUAAAAAGCGGUUAGAAAUAAAGUG
Colletes gigas is the source of this 5754-nucleotide messenger RNA. It is a transcript of the gene MCU, whose product is annotated as calcium uniporter protein, mitochondrial. The coding region runs from base 834 to 2051 and encodes 405 amino acids. The transcript has 8 exons. NCBI's taxonomy places the organism in Eukaryota, Metazoa, Arthropoda, Insecta, Hymenoptera, Colletidae. Gene Ontology annotation, biological process: calcium import into the mitochondrion; mitochondrial calcium ion homeostasis. Gene Ontology annotation, cellular component: uniplex complex; mitochondrial inner membrane. The record is from RefSeq and is a predicted model, not a curated record. Gene Ontology annotation, molecular function: calcium channel activity; uniporter activity.